Molecule: messenger RNA, 1668 nt
Organism: Suillus discolor
Lineage: Eukaryota; Fungi; Basidiomycota; Agaricomycetes; Boletales; Suillaceae
Product: DHHC palmitoyltransferase-domain-containing protein
Exons: 10
Coding region: 85-1479 (464 amino acids)
Biological process (GO): peptidyl-L-cysteine S-palmitoylation; protein targeting to membrane
Cellular component (GO): Golgi apparatus; endoplasmic reticulum
Molecular function (GO): protein-cysteine S-palmitoyltransferase activity
Source: RefSeq, a predicted model, not a curated record
UAUAUUCCUUGUUCGAACGUUCUACAACUACGCAAGGGCCAGCCAGUGCAGAAUCUACUCCACCGGUUUGAUCACAUCCUUUCCAUGUCAAGUUCGGACCGAACAUGUUGCGGUGUCGUAGAAGAGGCACGCACACGGUCACGCAACCGACGAGGGAACAAACCCCAACCCUGGAUUGUUCUCAAGUUCGCCGUUGGACUGACGUUAGCUCUGAUUGCAUAUACAGGCUAUGUCUACGUCGGUAUAUUCUGUAAAGAUAUGAUUGUAAAGAAUGAGAGUGCAUUGGGAAGUCUGACAACCGGCAUCAUAUUUGUGGUAGUAUACAGUUUCCUUCUCUUGAUAACUGUAUGGUCGUAUUUCGCGGUCGUCACCACAUCACCAGGGUAUCCAGCAGACUUUAUAGAAAAAGUAGAGCUUGAGCGGCCUGUGCAGCCGCCAGUACAUGCGCAGCAACCCGCUACUUCCGAUGACACUCGUGGAAUGUCUUUCGAGCUUAUGUCCCCUGCAGUCGACGUAUCUAAUCAUGCCUCGGCCUUAUCAAAUGCAGGGAAUAAUGUACCUGUGACACACCCCGCUGUUCCAGCAGCAACGAAGCAAGACAGGGUUUAUCAUCCGACUCUCCAUUAUCAAGGCACGUCUACCCCUGGCGAAGCACACAUCGUGGACGUACCCGCCAAUCAUGAAUCUGUGCACGUCCCGGGUUCUGCACCACACCCACCCCACGAGAACUUCGGCAACCCCAACUUGGAUGCGUCUUCAGCCAUGUUUGCGCGACGGCCGUCGACGACACCUGUCCUUACCCCUGAGUAUCGUUUCUGCAAUAGAGACAGAAUCAUCAAGCCUCCUCGUACACAUCAUUGCCGAGCUUGUGGCACCUGCGUUCUAAAGUAUGAUCAUCACUGUCCAUGGGUCGGGCAUUGCGUCGGUGCUUACAAUCACAAGUUUUUUGUUAAUUUCGUGCAGUGGGCGUCGAUACUUUCCUUUUGGAUGUUCGCAACGGUCUUGGGUCUGAACAUCAAGUCGCGGAUGAGACCCUCGGCUCCCGCACUCAACCCACAACAUAUUGUUUUAAUGGCUCAAACGGCUCUCUUCGGCCUUUUCUGUUUCCUCAUGUUCCUGACACAAGUGCAGCUGAUUAUGUUGAACCAAACGACUGUGGAAUCCCUUGGAUUCAGGUCGAUGCAAGAGCGCGAACAGGAUAAUCUGACGCAUAUGCAUCGUUGGUAUGAAUGUGGAGCUAAGAAACGAACGCGGCGACGUUGGGAUAAGGAAUGGGGCAGGAUCGGCAAGGAGGGUAAUCUCUGGUGGCUAGGAAGCCGUCGAGCAAACUGGGAAAGCGUCAUGGGCAAGAACGUAUGGUGGUGGUUCCUACCAGUCGGUCACGGGCUCGACGAUGGAAUGAACUUUCCUACAAACCCACGAUUUGACAAGGAAGGGAGAUGGAGGAGAAGGAGAGAGUGGCCUUCUGACUUGCGAUGAUAUACGCCCAUUUUUUUCUGCUGAUUUUACGCACGCACGCACUACAUGCUAUGAUACCACAUUUACAAAAUUUGGCUUUGGCCAGGACGGACGUCGGUUUCUUGAUCGGAUAUGCGGAUUUUUGGAUAUUCUCUAUGCAGAAACAUCUUUUUGUUGUACACUACAUUCAAUGCUCACUGGUUCCUGUUC